Vitrella brassicaformis is the source of this 2320-nucleotide messenger RNA. NCBI's taxonomy places the organism in Eukaryota, Vitrellaceae. The record is from the annotation of a GenBank genome assembly.
CUGUCUUACACCACCACACUGGUCCGCAGACUCAUACGCACAACAUGAUGGACACUCUCCUGCUCACUGCCUGCCUGCAAUCGCUCCCCGGCCCCCGUAGUCAGAAAAGGCCUUGCCCUGAGGAACGGCCUUGUGAAAAGGCUGCAUAUGCGCAUACAGACACAGGAGCAUUGGAAAAGCAACACAUGUCUCUCGUUGUGUCCUCCCUGACUCACAGCUCGGAUCUUGGGCAGAUGGGAGUAGUCUUCCCGGAAUUGAAUGGGGCUGAUGGACGAAAGAUGGACGAAAGAAAAACAAGAAAGUUGAUGCAAGCUUGGUUUCGUCCCUCAAAUGCGUAUUUUUACGGUCUUGUUCCUCCUGCGGCUGCCAGCACACUGCAGAGAAAGAAACAGGUGGACAGACACAUGCUGCGUUUCUCUCUCCCUCACCUGAUGGGCGGGGGGUUCUCUGUGGGCUUCCGCACCACAAACUCAUCAGCACUCACUGCGAAAGGCAGCACGCCACACGCGCAUACGUGGCUGGCUGCAUAUGUGUCCCUCCUUCUCUCAGCCCAUCCACCCACCCACCCAGGCUCACCUCUCAUCUGUUUGUCGAUCCUGUACUCGAGCUUCGACUCGUCCUCAGGCCGCUCGUACGGACUGCUCUGCAUUCCGCAUAUAGAAAAGGAACACAUGGAGGAAUCGCUUUCUCUCGUUUUCUCUCGUGCUGCCUUGCCGACCGCCUGUAAUGUCUGGUUGUUCUCAGCUGCCCGGCUGACCCUCUCCUGCACCAUCUCUGCUGCCUGACGGAUCGAUCCCCCGGGGACACACAGAUAUGCCUCUCUCUCUCUCUCUCUGUCUGCGUUUGUCUGCGCGAAGAGGGCUCACCCUGAAUGGCCCAGGGACAGGACUGAGCCUGCCCUGUGACGCCGUUGUUGACACGAGCGGGCGUGCGGCUGGUGGGAGGGGGGCGGGGGCGGGGGGCACCGAUGCGGCCUUGGACUUGAGCGUUGUCGCAGACGCCUGCAUGCAUGGACGAAUGAUGUGUACGGAGAUCGACCAUGGGGAUGGGUGUCCUUCUGCGACGUACCUGUGUGUCCUGCAUCUCAUGUCUCCUCUGCGCCUCCAUCUUCCGGCGCGCAGCCGGGCUCUGACGCACAGCACGGCGCAGUUUCACCUGAAUGAAGGAAACGAAGCCAUGCAUGAAGGCCACCUCCACACACACACACACAGCCCAUAGGUGCCUCCUUCCGCCUUUGUGGUCACCUUGCAUGUGUUGCGCAGGAUCUGCUCCACUGGCGCGCCGAAGCUCUUGGGCACGUCAGUGGCAUAUGGGGGAUUGAACACACCUGAUAAGACACGUAGACAUCGGCAAGUAUCGGUCCGCGCCUGGCGGUCUACCAGGGCAGCUUUCGGUCGACACAAGGUGGUGCAGCUGCGAGGCGACCUUCAGGAAAUGCAGCCGAGUCGCCUCGGCAUCACGAUGCUGAUGCACACGCAGACACGCAGGUCCCUAACGAAUGUCUCUUUCCCUCCCUCUCUCCCCUUGCACACGUCCACGUACCUCUUUCAGCUGCAUCUCCCUCAGGCCGUACUCAAUCAGCGUCUCGCGCACCUUCUCCCCCUGCACACACGCAUCUGCGUCGAAAGGCAUCGACGGACAAGGGGGCCCGUCACGUCCACCUCUUGUGCCAAUGAGUUGAGGUAGCUCUUGCGCCCACGGAAAUCUGAGAGAUACUUACGGCUCCAGAAACCGCGAAAACUGACAGAAGUCGAGAGAGAGAGAAGGUCAUCCAUCAGCCCGGGAAUGCUUUCUUCUCGAUGAUUGGGGCCCACUAUCUCUGAAUGACUGUGGCGACAUGGUCGAAGAACGCCCGAAUCCUCGCUCGGUGCCGAUCUUCCUCCUUUGUCCGGGCAGCGCGACGGCCGACAGAGCCGCGGAAACACCGCUGGAUGAGGUGAAUGGCCCUCCUGAGCGAGAGAAAAGCAGAUUGUGUGCGUGAAAGGGGGCCGUUGACUGUGUUGCGUACAGGUGUGUUUGGUAGUCCUGGUAAGCGACUGUUCUCCGCCAUGCUGCCUGUAUCUGUGUUGCCCUCUUGAGCUCUUCGAAACGGCUGUCGUCGGCCGCUCUGCACAGACACAGACAGACAGACAGACACACACAGUCAGCAGUGAGGACUCGAGGACUCACUGCCACUGGGUGUUCUGUACGUUCCCUACUGCAAGAGUGCAAAGUACUCUUUGAUGACCUCCCUCCCCCGUGCUCGGAUCUCAGCAAACGUCGCCAUUUCCUCUCCGGAACUUCUCGAAGGCCCCACAAAACCCCCAGUCUCCAUGCGCAU